Molecule: messenger RNA, 2430 nt
Organism: Penicillium canariense
Lineage: Eukaryota; Fungi; Ascomycota; Eurotiomycetes; Eurotiales; Aspergillaceae
Product: DUF3405 domain-containing protein
Exons: 1
Coding region: 1-2430 (809 amino acids)
Source: RefSeq, a predicted model, not a curated record
AUGACCGUCCAGGUGAGGAGAUCCUCCGCAGCGUACAGCAAACCCUCGCCCUACGCCUCGCGGACCCAGGCCCAAGAUAGCGAUAUCGAGAAACACCCCCUCAAUUCCCGCCAAAAUUACCACCACCACCUGAGCGACGGCGACGAUGACGACUCCGACUCCAGGCCGGACCACUCCUCCACGUCCUACCCACCCCUCGGCAGCGCGGGCAUACGUCGCGCGAGAGCGCCGGUAGGCUUUCAGGUGCCGCAGCGGAUAAUGCGAUGGCUGUGCUUCGCCCUGUUCGCCUUGCUCGUGCUCUUCGUUUUCACCCUCUUCCGCUUCACCAUCUCCUCUUCCGUCUCCCCGGUUAGCGUCGAGCUGCCUAAGGUCGUGUCGACUAAGCCCCCGCUAUGGGAAAGCUUCCCAUUCCUGAACCGCUACGAGGGCGGUCUUUCCAGCCUUGUGAACCGCAGCGAGAAUACACCUGAGUAUCCCGGUGACAAUGCGGAUGGUUUGGCGCUUCCACAGGAGACGUCGGACGAGGGCACCAAUCGCUUGCAUGCGAGAGGACUGAAGCCUACAAUGUCGAGUACAGUUUUCAACCCGUACCCGGCUUACAACUCCACCGAUUACAUCAAGAAGUACGGUGAAAAGCGCGAAUGCUUUUUGGACCAGGAGAACUCAAUCCGUGUCCCUGCCGUCCAAUCAUUUCCCGGAGUACCCAAGGGCUUCCCCGACCCGGUGAUGGGAUCGAAUACUAUGCUAGGUAUUCGUGAUGAUAUGUGCUUUGAGCGGUUUGGUCGCUUGGGACCAUACGGGAUGGGGUAUGGAGUUAAGAAAGGUGGCAGUGGCGCUGGACUAGAAGGCCACCGCGACGGUGCUGAUCGUAUCUGGGAAGAUGUGCCUCCGGUGGACUACCGGCAAGUGGACUGGGAUAAAGCGCAGCAGCGUUGUCUUGCCGCCAACCGGCAUCGGUUCAAGGAAUUGUCCGAGCCCCGUCUCAACCGAUUCGUCUCGAUGCCUGUGGGCGUUCCAAAGGUGGAAAUUCCCUCUCCCGAGGAUGACAGCAGGACAGAGCCUAAGCUCGGGUCAGAGCGCCUGCCACGAACCGCUGUUGUUAUUCGUACCUGGCAUGAUUUCCGCUAUACCUCAGAGGACAUUCUUUAUCUUCGCGCUGUGAUCUCGGAGCUUGCACUGAUGUCCGGUGGCGAGUAUACUAUUCACUUCCUCAUCCACGUCAAGAGCAAUGAUCUCCAGAUCUGGUCCGACGACGAAACUUACCAGCGCGUGUUGAAUGAGGCUCUACCCGAGGAAUUCCGUGGCAUGGGGACACUCUGGUCUGAAGCCCAAAUGUCUCUCAUGUAUCCCGCGCUAGAGGAAACAUUGGCUCGCGGCCUGCCCGUUCACGGCGUCUACCGCAGCACCUAUAUGCCGAUGCAGUACUUUGCCUACCAGCAUCCGGAAUACGACUACUUCUGGAACUGGGAGAUGGACGCCCGCUACACGGGCCACUGGUACCACCUCUUUGAUAAGGUGGCCGACUGGGCUAAGAAGCAGCCCCGCAAGGGUAUCUGGGAGCGCAACGCCCGCUUCUACAUUCCCUCGGUUCACGGGUCAUGGGAAGACUUCCGGCAGAUGGUUCGCGUGCAGACUGAGAUCGGCACAAACAGCCCCAAUAACCUUUGGAGUGUCUACAAGGCUGGAUCUGAGGGUACCGAUAAAAAAUCAAAUGGGCUGCAUCAGCAGGGCGACAAGACUAUCUGGGGCCCUGAGCGGCCCUCCGAGCCUGAUAUCUUCGAGGUCGAAGGCGAGGGCAUUCCCCCGACGACUGUGGAGAAGGAUCAGUACCAGUGGGGCGUGGGCGAAGACGCGGAUUUGAUUGUCUUUAAUCCGUUGUAUGACCCUGAAGGCACCACCUGGCUGCUCCGUGACGAUGUCACCGGCUAUCACAGAGAGCACGGGAUGCCCCCGCGGCGCACUGCCAUCAUCACUGCCUCUCGUCUGUCCCGCAAGCUCCUGACCACGAUGCACCGCGAAACCAGCCUCGGCCACCACACCAUGUUCUCCGAGAUGUGGCCCGCCACGGCCGCGCUGCACCACGGCUUUAAGGCCGUCUAUGUUCCGCACGCUGUCUACGUCGACCGCCGCUGGCCAACUCGCUACCUUGAAUCUGUCUUCAACGCCGGGCGCAACGGCGCAUCUGGAGGUGCCCGCACGUCCGUCUUCGGCGACCGCGAGCACAACUUCAAGGGCACGACUUGGUUCUACUCUGCCGGCUUCUCGCCGAACCUCUGGCGCCGCUGGCUCGGACUCCGCGUCGACAACGACGGUGGUGAGCAGCAGGAGCUGGCUGGUGAAGGCCGCAUGUGUCUACCCCCAAUGCUCCUCCAUCCCGUCAAGGACGUGCAGAUGGUAAUUGACGAGGGAGCGCACGCAGAGGAUCGGUGA